Salvelinus fontinalis (brook trout) is the source of this 1347-nucleotide messenger RNA. Its product is annotated as serine/arginine repetitive matrix protein 1-like. The transcript has 8 exons. Lineage: Eukaryota; Metazoa; Chordata; Actinopteri; Salmoniformes; Salmonidae. Bases 83 to 1069 code for a protein of 328 amino acids. The record is from RefSeq and is a predicted model, not a curated record.
CUGGUUCACAGGCACAUGAUUACUGCAUGCCACAGCUGUAGGAUCAUGGUAAUCUAAUGUGAUUUGGUCAACAGGUGUCAGGAUGCAGGAUGUGGACAUCAUGGAUCUGCCCCCCUUCACUACACCUGAGGUUGAAGACUUUCUGCCAGAAUUCGACCUGGAAGCCUUUCUGGAACAUUUUGAGUUCAAUGACUCGUUGUUUGACCUGGACUUUAAUGUGGACACACAGACUGGUGAGGUUGCCAUACCGACAGCUGUGUCCGAGCCAGGCGGACAGAAACAGAACUGCACGAUACGGAGAGAACCUGGUGAUGGACAGAGGAAGAGAGAGACAGAGCCUGGUGAUGGACAGAGGAAGAGAGAGACAGAGCCUGGUGAUGGACAGAGGAAGAGAGAGAAGAGGAGAGAGACAGGACCUGGUGAUGGACAAAGGAAGAGGAGAUCGACAGAGCCUGGUAACGGACAGAGGAAGAGGGAGAAGAGGAGAGAGACAGAACCUGUUGAUGGACUGAGGAAGAGGAGAGAGACAGAACCUGUUGAUGGACUGAGGAAGAGGAGAGCGACAGAACCUGUUGAUGGACUGAGGAAGAGGAGAGAGACAGAACCUGUUGAUGGACUGAGGAAGAGGAGAGCGACAGAACCUGUUGAUGGACUGAUGAAGAGAGAGACUCAGAGAGACUCUCCCAUCAGAGGUGGCGCUGCCUCUCCUCCCCUCUCGGCCGUGACUCUUCCUCCUCCUCCUCCUCCUCCUCCCAGACUUCUCCAGAUCGCUCCUCCUCUCCUUUACAUUCCUGGGUUUGGGACUGCUACUUUCGUCUCUUCGUGUAGCAAUGGCUCAGAGCUGCAGCUGGUUCAAGCUCCUGUUUUCGGCUUCUCGAGACCUCCCACCUACAUACUGAGUGUAGUGUCUUCUCCCUCGCUGUCUCCUAGACCCCUCAACGUCCUACCUCUCUCUCCAGGUGUAGUGUCUUCUCCCUCGCUGUCUCCUCAACGUCCUACCUCUCUCUCCAGGUGUAGUGUCUUCUCCCUCGCUGUCUCCUCAACGUCCUACCUCUCUCUCCAGGUGUAGUGUCUUCUCCCUCGCUGUCUCCUCAACGUCCUACCUCUCUCUCCAGGUGUAGUGUCUUCUCCCUCGCUGUCUCCUCAACGUCCUACCUCUCUCUCCAGGUGUAGUGUCUUCUCCCUCGCUGUCUCCUCAACGUCCUACCUCUCUCUCCAGGUGUAGUGUCUUCUCCCUCGCUGUCUCCUCAACGUCCUACCUCUCUCUCCAGGUGUAGUGUCUUCUCCCUCGCUGUCUCCUCAACGUCCUACCUCUCUCUCUGGGUGUAGUGUCUUCUCCCUCGCUGU